Messenger RNA from Prorocentrum cordatum, 3036 nucleotides. The record is from the annotation of a GenBank genome assembly. NCBI's taxonomy places the organism in Eukaryota, Dinophyceae, Prorocentrales, Prorocentraceae.
AUGUCCGCGCCGCUCCUCGAUCUUCUCGAGUCUGGGGUGGGCAGGCACACGAAGCGCGACCGCGCGUGGCUGAAGCCAGUGGUCGAGGUGCUGGCGACCAACGGCGUCGAGAGUCCGGAGGACCUGGUCGAACUCAACGUCAGGGCCGCGACCUUCCAGCCCAACGGGCUGGAGCCGGUGAGCGCCCUCCUGCAGGCGCUCCAGGGCGGCCGCAAGCCAGCGGUCCACGUGGACAUCGCCGCAGGCCUGGGCGGCGUGACCUUGGCGGGCUUGCCAGCGUCGUGCUGGCCGUCUCCGCAACUGACCGACUGGGCGCAGGGCCAGGUCAAGGCCGCGGAGAGCAGGGGCAUCACGAAGCCCUUCCUCUACAUGCCGAUCAAGAAAUUCCUCCCGUACUACGCGGCGGACAAGAGGCAGCCCGACGAUCCCGAGGGGGAGCGCGGCGUCGAGCGGUCCUUCGCGCAGGAGAUCGCUCGCGGCAUCUGCCAGGCGAGGGACCCCGACAAGAAGCAGGGGGACCUGCCGAGCAUCCUGCAGCGGUGCGUCGCGUUUGACAGAUGGGCAAUCGUCGCGGCGCUCACCGGUCAGAUGCCGCUCACGGCGUCCAUGGCCCACAAGGAGGUCGUGAUGCAGCUCGCCCUGUCGGCGCGGGCCAGUGGGCGCACGACCGCGAUCGCCGUCCUCUACGACGAGAUCGCCCGGCGCGAAUGGGCAGACCUUUCAGCGGGCCUGGGCGCCUUCGACGUCGCCGCGGCCGCGCAGUCGCAGAACGCGGCCACCGUGCUCCGGGCGGAGCGCGAGUGCGACGCCCGCGGGUUCCAAGUGGUGCACGACCGAGCUCCAGCGCAGUCGAAGGGCAAGGCAAAGGGCGCCGGCAGGGGCCACAAAGGCGGCAGCGACCACAGCGCCAAGGGCGGCAAGGCCAAGGGCUACGGCAAAGAGCACAAGGGCAAGCCCGCGAACGACUCUCACCGCUGGCAGGGGCAUUACUCGUCCGGGAGUGCCGCCAGCGGGGCGCAGGCGCCGUCAGCCGCGGAGCCAGUGAGGGUCCAGUCAGGUGCAGUUCUCCCCAACACAUCCUGCGCUGAUCUGAGUUGCUUCCAGUCGGCAUUCGACGCUGCCAGCGCGCAAGCUCUGCACGGCGAAUUAGCGCCCGAUGAGGUCGAGGCGCUGCGUUUCACGCGUGAGGCGCUCGGCCGCCGCGACGCGCAGCCGAAGCGCACGGACGUGCAGUGCGAGUGCAUGGAAGCGUUGCGGUGGAGCGCCGCGCGUAGCCUACGCCAGCGCAUCAAAGAACGCGAGGAGCGCGUUCGGCGCAUCGAAGCCCGGGCGGCGCACUUCGAGGCGUCCGGGGAGGCCGAGGCCGCGAGAAAGGCUGCGCCACCGGAAUUCAGGCCGCUUAUCGCAGGCGUCAACAUUCCACUUUUAAAGGAAUUGGCGCGUGAGUCUGAGUGGCACGACGCAGAGUGCAUCGACUUCUUCUCGCGAGGCGCCCCUCUGUUGGGUAACCUAGAAUGCAGCGGCAACGGUCGCGCGCUCAGCCCGGAAGAGCGCGCGGGCGACACUAGCGCUGAGGUAGCCCGUUUGCGUGCCAGCGCGCUCGCGUGCAACGACUUGAUACUUGCAUCAAUUCGCGAGGAUCCCCUCGCCAGCGAGCUGCUCCGUAAGACGCGGGAGGAGGCGGACUUGGGUAGGAUGUCUCCGCCGCGGGCUUUUAGGCCCGACAUCUCCGCGGCCGAGCUUGCCGCUGCUUGGGGCGAAACAAUUCGUCUGGUGCCCAGGUUUGGGGUCUCGCAACCGAAGCCCGACGGGUCGCUGAAAGUGCGCCCGGUGGAUGACUUCACGCGCUCCAGGGUGAACGGCGCGUGCGCUCCCGCCGAGAAAUUAAGCGUAGAGGGCGCGGACCAGCUGGUAGCGGUCGCGCGCGCCUUCUUCGAGUUGCACGGCGCACUUCCCGAGCUGUGGAAAGCGGACAUAGAUUCCGCUUACCGCCGCAUCCCGUUGGCCCCCGCCGAUAGGUGGGCCGCUGUCAGUGUUUUCAAGGAGGGCGGCCGCCUGUGGUGCUCGCAGCACCUGGUCUGCCCGUUCGGCGCGCUAGCAUCUUGCCACGACUGGGACCGCGUGGCCGCCAUGCUCUCGCACUUCGCAAGGCGGCUCGCCAAGCUGCCAGUUUCGCGAUACGUAGACGAUUAUUUUGCGCCGGAUCGCCCCGGCGCGGCCGACCACGCCAUGCGGUGCUUCGCUCGCAUCGUCAGAGCCGCGCUCGGCAGCGACGCAGUAGCCGACGCGAAGCUGGCGCACGGGGCCCAGUUGCCAGCGUGCGACAAGCGGCUCAAGUGGUCGUCCGCCAUCCGGCAUGCUUUAGAGUGCGGCACGUUGCACCAGGGCGCUGCGAAGAAACUCGCGGGCGCUCUCGCACGGGCCGCGCAGCACUUGUUUAAGCGCUUGGGCAGAGCAAUGCUCCGCCCACUCUUCGCGCACCAGCACAAGCGCUCCAAUCGUAUCGGGCGGCCUCUCGAGCUCGCGCUGCACUGGUGGGCCCAAGUGCUCGAGCUCAGGCUGCGCGAAGUGGCCAGCUGGGAGCAAGGGGACAUGCCCGCGGCACGCAUGUUCUGCGACGCGCGGAGCACGCCCCCUCGCGCCGCCGCCUGCGCACCCGACGCAGCUCUGACGCGGAAUUUCAAGCACAGACGCGACGGCCGGAUUAUGGGCCUCGAGGUCUUGGCGGUCGCAUUAGGCUUGUCGUCUUUUGAAGAGCGACUGGCAGAUCGGGCGCUGGAAGUGUUCUCGGACAAUUCGGGGGCCGAGAGGUCAGUGGCGCGCGCGAGCGCCCGGGACUGGGAUCACACAGUCCUCGUCCACGGCGUUGGGUCUCUCGCGGCUCGCAUGUCCCUGUCGAUGUGGGUGCACCGCGUCCCGUCCAAAAGCAACAUCUCGGACGGGCCGUCCCGCGAGGUCUACAGUCUCUUGCACCUGCUCGGCGCGCGCCAGGUGCCAGCGGCACUCGAUGCGCGGUUUCGCGCAGCCGAGGCCUGA